Messenger RNA from Branchiostoma belcheri (Belcher's lancelet), 1513 nucleotides. RefSeq names its product transient receptor potential cation channel subfamily M member 3-like. Gene Ontology annotation, molecular function: ligand-gated calcium channel activity. Bases 38 to 1513 code for a protein of 491 amino acids. Gene Ontology annotation, biological process: calcium ion transmembrane transport. The record is from RefSeq and is a predicted model, not a curated record. The transcript is spliced from 9 exons. NCBI's taxonomy places the organism in Eukaryota, Metazoa, Chordata, Leptocardii, Amphioxiformes, Branchiostomatidae. Gene Ontology annotation, cellular component: membrane.
UUAUCAUCUGUUCCAGCAAAUCAACCUUCCGUCUGCGAUGGAGACGGCGCUGAAGCUGGAUAAGGUGGAGUUUGUGAAGCUGCUGCUGGACCACGGCGUGGAGCUCAGCAAGUUCCUCACCGUGCGCAGACUGAGGGACCUGUACGAUGAUGUGAUGACGGGCAGUGCAGACGUGGAGGCGAGUGCAGAGCUGGUCCGAGGGCUGGUCGAGCAGGAGAAGGUCGGCGUCUUAAACCCCUGCUGCAGCAGAGAUCGUCUCGAGGAGGACAGGGUCGACCUUCUUCCUCUGGUCGGCAAGGUCAUCUGCACCAAGCUGCUCGUGGGGCAGAUCUCAAGCCUCUACAGUGAGGAUAAGUACCUUGUGCGGGAGGCGACAGUCCAGGACCUGGGAAAGACGCUAAGUAAGAUGCCGGCAGAGUUUGAGAACCCGAUGCAGCACCUGCUUCUGUGGGCGGUCAUGAUGAACCGGAGAGAGCUGGCUCUGCUCUUCUGGCGCAUGGGCAGGGACCACAUCGCGUCAGCCCUGACGGCCAGCAAGGUCCUGAAGUCCUUGGCCAAGGUCGCGGAUUCCGAGGAAGAGCUGGAUCUCAGUCUGGAUCUCAAGAACCAUGCGGACGAGUUUGAGCAGCUUGCCCGAGGGGUCAUCAACGAGUGCUACGGAUUGGACAAGAAGAAGUCACAUGACCUGCUGAUCCGUCGGCAGGAGAACUGGGGCGACACGACGUGCAUGGCGAUCGCCUCGUCCAGCCGGCACCUCGACUUCAUGAGUCAUGCCGCCUGUCAAUCAAAACUCAACCUCAUCUGGAAGGGCAAAAUGGCGCUCUACACGUCAUGGUGGAAGCUGAUCCUGUCGACGUUUCUGCCCUUCAUGAUCUUCACCAUCAAGUUUGUGGACCAGGAGGAGGAUCAGCUUCCGGAUUCUCCUCCCAACUCCCCCGUAGCCUCCCCGCGCAAAACUCCCCGCUUCAGGCCACACAAAUACGUGCACAGAGCGAAGCGACUUUUGAGUGUUUCCUGGCAACUGGGGUCAAAGGGCAUUGGGCCGCUUCAGGCCAUCUACAACUUCCACGUGGCUCCAGUUACCAAGUUCAUGUACACGGCAGUGUUCUACGUGGCGUUCCUGGUGAUCUUCAGCGUGUUCAUCCUGACAGACCUGCAUCCGCUGGAGGAGGAGCCGAUCGGCAUCUUGGAGUGGCUCACCAUCGCCUGGCUGGCCAGUCUGCUGGUGGAGGAGCUCAGGCAGAUCCUAGCGGAGCGCCCUCGCUCGUUCUGGCACAAGAUCCAGAUCUGGUUCGGGGAUUUCUGGAACAUGAUGGACUGUGGUCUCCUCCUGAUGUUUCUGCUCUCACUGGUCCUGCACGUGACGGUGUCGGCGGGGUCAGGGUUCGAGGUCGUGCGGGUCAUGUACUGCAUCACGCUGGGGUUCUCCUUCGUGAGGCUACCGCAGCUGUUCAUGGUGCACAAGGACAUCGGGCCCAAGGUCAUCAUGAUACAGAAAAUGGUGAGCAAUUAG